Messenger RNA from Beauveria bassiana ARSEF 2860, 1299 nucleotides. Its product is annotated as hsp20-like protein. The transcript has a single exon. Gene Ontology annotation, biological process: response to hydrogen peroxide; protein folding; response to heat. Bases 1 to 1299 code for a protein of 432 amino acids. NCBI's taxonomy places the organism in Eukaryota, Fungi, Ascomycota, Sordariomycetes, Hypocreales, Cordycipitaceae. The record is from RefSeq and is a predicted model, not a curated record.
AUGGCCCCCACGCAACAACCAAACUCGGACGCUGCCGCCUUCUUUGAACAGAUGAUGGGUUUGGACUCCAACCGUUUUGGCGCUACCAGCCGUGGUGUCGACCAUAGCGGCUCCGACUACACCAGUCAUCCUACCUUUUGGCCCGGCUUCCCCUUUGGCCGUCCUCCUCAUCCUCCUCCUCCCCCUCCUGGACCACCAGGCUCUGACCAUCCUCGCCCUUCCAGCCCUCCCGGCCCUGGCCGCCCCGGUCGCCAUCGUCAUCACCAUCCUCCCGGAGCUUGGGGUUGGGGCGGCCGCGGAGGCGGUGGUUGGACUGUAGAUGAUGGCGACUUUUACUUUAGCGACGACCAUCACCGGGGCGAUUACUGGGGAGGCCGUGGCUACGGACGCCACGGCCGUCACGGACGUAGUCGUCGUCACCAGCAUGAUAGCGAUGAAGAGGGCACCCGCGACAGACCCGUCAGCGUUGCCGACGAGGAAAAGAAUACCAGGUCGUCUGACGAGAAGAAGACGAAUGCUUCAGGAGAUGAGAAGAACGGCUCUCCCGAUACUGUGAGAGACGAUGUUCCCGAUCCCGAUGAAAUGGUUCCCGAGUACGAAGAGGCAAACAAACAUCAUCACAGCGAGCCCUUCACCGGCGGCUUCGGUGGCUUCGGUGGCUUCGGCCGCGGCUGCGGAGGUGGCCGUCGCGGCCGCGGCGGUCGCAGAGGCUCACACAGUCGCCGCAAUCACAACGACCGCAGCGGCUGGCCCUUUGAUACCACCGCUCCCGGCGCCGGUCCCAACAACGCCUUUAGCUUCCCCGACAUGAUGCGCGGCCUCAUGAGUCACCCAUUUGUGCAGCAGAUGGGCGCCGCCGCCGCGCGCGGCUUCAACGUGGACAACAACACGACCGAAAACCACGACGACGACGACGUCGACUCCUUCUCGCCGCCCGUCGACCUCUUUAACACGCCCCGCGCCUACGUCCUGCACGUCGCCCUACCCGGCGCCAAGCGCGAGGACAUUGGCGUUCACUGGAACGCGGAGCACGGCACGCUCUCCAUCAAGGGCGUCGUGCACCGCCCCGGCGACGAGGCCUUUUUGCAGUCGCUGCACUCGGCGGAGCGCCGCGUCGGUGUCUUUUCGAAAAAGGUUGUGCUGCCACCGCGGGCCGUGGGCGCCGCGAGCGAGCAGCAGCUGAAGGAGGACGUUGACGCCGAGGGCAUUGCGGCCAAGUUGGACGAUGGCGUCCUGGUCAUCAUGGUGCCAAAGGUGGAAAAGGAGUGGACAGAGGUCCGCAAGGUGGACAUUCUGUGA